AUGAGGAGGAUGGAUCUUAUAAAUAGCGUAAGAGAUUCAAUAGACUCUUCAUUGAGAAAAGGCUUGAUUAACAGAUAGUAAAGCUUUGACUAGCAAUCUUUUAGCAUUCAAGAUCUUGAUUCAUAAAUCGAUAAUAUGUCUGAUUCUUACUUAGAUCAAAUUAAUAAAACACCUGAUUUUAAACUUGACUAGCUUUAAUCUGAUCAUAAAUAAUCAGCUAAAGUAAAUGCAAUAGAGCCUGAAACUUUUGACUAGCAGUUUCUUAAGUACUCUCUUGAUAUUAAAGAAGUAAAGUCAUUGGUAAAUCUUUGGAAAGAGGAGUUUGUGCGAAGAAAGCAUUAAAAAUUGCCAGAAUUAGAAAGGGCACAGAUGAAAGAUGAUUCUAGACUUGGAGGGUAUUCUGAGUCAAUUAAUAAAGAUUAGAAAGUCAUCUAAUACUUGCUCAAACAUCUCAGAACUAAGACUUAAAAUUCAGAGAAGUUUGAAACCGUCGACAAUAGUAUGUAUAAGGAAAUUGAUAUUGUUGAUUAUGAAGCUCUAUAGAUGUUUAUUUAAUCCAAAGAAGAACUUCAAGAGAAUGAAGGGGAUUUAUAAGAGAGGUACCAAAUGCUUGGUUUUUUCAAUAUGAGGCAAAUGCAAGAAGCUAGACAUUAAAAAGCUGUUCAGAAGAAUUUUCAAUAAUAGGUUCAGGGGCUUGAUGAAGAGGAGAAAAUACAGCAAGAUGAAGUAGAAGUAUUAGAUAUAAUGGAGUCGCUUAAAGAUUAGUAUGAUAAUAUCAUGAACAGAGUUAAAGAUCACAGACAAGCUAAGGCUAAGUAUAAAACUGGGAAAAUUGGAAGUGAUAUCUAGAACAACAAAUCUAUAUUUGACUAUAUGUCACCAGACCGAUCAAAGCGAUAGUAAGAUGAGAAUAUGACUGACGUUGGCCUAAUACCUCAAGAUCAAACAGAGUAGUCUGAGUAUCCGGAGCUGGAUUUUAUUGACUUGCUUGACAUUGACAGUAACGCUACUCCACUAAUUGAUGAGAAUAUGCUAUUUAAUGAUGAAGAGAGUGAUGAUAUUCAGGGUAGUAUGAUAUCUAUGCAAAAUAACAUAAUCAAGUAGUCUAAAAUUGGAAGAAACUUUGAUUUAGAAGAAGUAAAAGAAGAAAUGAGUGAGGAAAGUAUGCGAUAAUAAAAAAGCCAGCACACAGAUAAGAUAAGUGAUCACAGAAAUUCAUCUAUAGGAAUAAGAAAAUCAGGGACAGAAUAGGAUUAAACAGAGUUCUAACCUAGAUACAUACUAAAGGGUGAUAAAAUUAUUAGAGUUAGAGCUGCUCGUGAAAAAUAACCAUAGGAUUACCCUCAUUUAAAUGCUCAUUUUAGUGAAAAGAAAGACUUACUUGAGCAUUUAAUCUAAUUAAGAUAAGUCAGAUAAAAUAGAAAUCUACAACUUAAGGAUACCAAAAUAUUCAUCACAGAAAAAAACAAGUAUGAAAUAAAAGUAGAUGAAAAAGUAAACAUCAACACUGUUGGUAACUACAUCGAGCAUGUCACUAACUAGCCCUUAAGAUAUAACAAAUUAGCACCAACUUCUAAAUAAAUAAAUAAAAAGUAUUAAUCUCAAGGGGACAAAGAUAAAUAUCAGAGGCAUUUAAUUCAAGAUACUGACAAAAAGGCUGACAUUGACUAAAAACUUAAACAAGAAGCAAAGAGAGACUUAAUCAUUCAGAACAUGGGAUCAGCUGAAAAUAGAUUCAUUACUCCUGCUACUUAAUAUAACAUAGAUUCUCAAAAUAAUAUGGGUGGUUUCGAAAAGCAAAGACAAGUCUUAAAUAAUGAACAACAGUAGACUAGCCAGAUGCAAACUCUAUUUGAUUUACAUCAAAAGUUUGACCUAAUUAAUGGAAUUACAUAAAUGAUAAUAGAGGUAUUCGUCCAAACUAGAGAGGGCUGUGCAGUCUUCUAUGUGAUUCAUAAUGAAUGUGCAGAAUUAGACUUGGAGGACAAAUAUAACAAGAUACAUGGAGUCAUUGUUAAUAAGUAAGCUUCGAAAUCAAUCAAAUCAAUCAAUAUGGGAACGCACAUGCAAAUUAAUGAGAGCAUCUUUGCUAAAAAUGAGGUCAACUUGUUUCAAAAGGUUAUCGAUAUAUUCAGAUACUACGACCCUGAUAUUGUGACUGGUUAUGAAACAGAGGCUAUGAGUAUCGGUUAUAUUUGCAAGAGAGCUGAAAAGAUAGGUAUUCAGAUGUCUAGCGUAUUAUCGAGAACUCCAAUGACUUUGAAGCCAUUGAAUGAAAGCUUUUAUAAUCAAAAAUUGCUAAAGGAGCAGAGACUUAGAAGCGUUGAUGAUUAAGAUGACAUUUAGGAAGCAUAUAAACAAUAAAAGGACCAAAGAGAGGAUAAGAAAAAAAUGAGUUAUUUCUACAAUAAAUUUGGAUAAGCUAUUAAACUCAACGGAAGAAUAAUAAUAAACUUAUGGACCAUUUUGAGACAUGAGAUUAAUCUCACUAACUAUGAUUUGGAGAACGUUUGCUUUAAUAUACUCAAGAAAAGAGAACCGAGGUACGAUUAUGAUACUUAGAGCUAAUGGUGGAUGAAAGGCUAAUUCUAUAAUGUAGCUAGUUAUUAAUUCAAAAGGCUUUUGAACAUUUAUUCGAUAUUAGAAACAAUGGAUUUGAUUAACAGAGAUAUUAAUAUGGCCAAGGUUUAUGGCAUUGAUUAUGAGAGUGUAAUGACCAGAGGAUCUUAGUUUAGAGUUGAGGCAAUAUUAUCCAGAAUUACUAAGUCUUAAGAUUAUUUGUUAUUGUCUGCAGCAGUGUAAUAAGUUAGAAAUCAAAACGAACUUGAAGUGAUCCCACUAGUGGUUGAGCCUGAUAAGUUAUUUUACACAAGUCCAGUAAUUAUUGUUGAUUUUCAAAGUCUCUAUCCUUCAGUGAUCAUCGCCUAUAAUCUCUGUUACUCUACCUGCUUGGGAAAGAUUAUUUAGAUUAAUCCUGAAAAUAAUACUGAUUAAAGAAAACUCGGAGUAUAUGUGAUACCUGGAAAUAUAAAAUCAUUUUUUGGCAUUGAAAACGAUUAAGAUCUGACUCCAGAAUAAGAGCAAUACAUAUUGGACAAUAUAAUUAUAGCUCCAAAUCUUAAUUGCUUUGUGAAGCCUCACUUGAGAUUAGGAUUACUACCCAGAAUGCUGAGAGAGAUACUAUAUACCAGAAUAAUGGUUAAGAAAUCAAUGAAGCUCUAUUAGCCUGGAUCUAUAACGUAUAGAAUGCUGGACUCAAGAUAACUAGCAUUGAAGUUGAUAGCAAAUGUAACAUAUGGAUAUACUGCUGCUGGAUUCUCUGGGAGAAUGCCAUGUUCUGAGCUAGCUGACAGUGUAGUUGCCAUUGGUAGACACACUCUUGAAAGGUGUAUGAAGAUAGUAAAUUAAAACGAGGAGACUUGGGGAACAAGGGUGGUCUAUGGAGACACUGAUUCCACAUUCAUAUUAUGCGAGGGAAGAACUCUUGAAGAUACUUUCAGAAUAGGAGAAAUAAUUGCUAAAACUAUGACUGAGAUCAAUCCUUUCCCAAUGGAAUUAAAAUUAGAAAAGGUUUAUUAUCCUUGUGUCACACUUGCCAAAAAGAGAUAUUGUGGUUAUAAAAUGGAGAAGAUUACUGAUACUCCAGUAUUAGAUGCAAAGGGGAUAGAAACAAUAAGAAGAGACACUGUAGAAGCAGUGGCUAAAAUCAUGGAUAAAUGCUUAAGACUGCUGUUCGAGACCAAAGAUCUUACUUAAAUCAAAUCUUAUCUCAUCAAGUAAUGGACCAAAAUUUAAAAUGGAGAUGUUGAAUUCAAGGACUUUAUAUUUGCGAAAGAAGUAAGACUAGGAACUUAUCGAGUGUUGCCUCCUAGUGCUAUAAUUUGUGAAAGAAGACUAGAGCGAGAUCCAGGGGCAAUGCCUAGAUAUAAAGAGAGAAUACCAUAUGUAAUUGCGAUGGGCCAAGGUGGAGCAAUUGAUCAAUCGAAGAUAAAAGAUUUAGUCCUAUCACCUGAAGAGUUUCUUUCUUCUGAUGGACUGCUACUAAAUGCCAAUUAUUACAUUAGAAGACAGAUUAACGCAGCUUUAAACAGAAUAUUUCUGGAGAUUUUCGAUAUCGAUGUAAAUUAAUGGUUCAAUAGAAUGCCUAAACUAAACAGAGAACAAGGAAUUCACAGUAAAAAGAUAGAUUACUUUCAACAGUAAAUAAGCAGUUCCAGAUCUAAUAUUUCUAAGUCAAAGUUGUCCUCUAAGUUAUCCUCUAGAAGUGGAGUGUCAAGUACUAGCAUUGCAGGCUAGAACUCAAUGAUGAUUGAUCAGUUUUACCAGAGAAAGAAUUGCAUUGUCUGUGGUGAUGAAUCCAAGCAAAAACUGUGCAAAACUUGCACAAAAAACGUUAGAGAGACUAUUUAUAUACUCAAUCAAAGACUCAAGAAUCUCUAAAAUUAACUAGAAAAGAAUAAUAUGAUAUGCCUAGCAUGUUCUAAUAUGCUCUUGAGAGGUAGGGUAGCUUAAUUAGUUUAAGCGAUGCCAAAUGAUGGUAUAAGUGAUGAAGUAGUACCCUGUCUCAAUUAUCAAUGCAGGAUAUUUUAUGAAAAGAUGGCCUUUAACAAAGAAUAUGCCUAUCUCAAGGAUGCUAUUGAAAAAAUUAACAUUAAUUAGAUUUGA
Molecule: messenger RNA, 4665 nt
Organism: Stylonychia lemnae
Lineage: Eukaryota; Ciliophora; Spirotrichea; Sporadotrichida; Oxytrichidae
Source: the annotation of a GenBank genome assembly